Ramularia collo-cygni is the source of this 999-nucleotide messenger RNA. Its product is annotated as related to phosphoglycerate mutase. Gene Ontology annotation, cellular component: cytoplasm; cytosol. Bases 1 to 999 code for a protein of 332 amino acids. The record is from RefSeq and is a predicted model, not a curated record. Gene Ontology annotation, molecular function: phosphatase activity. The transcript has 2 exons. NCBI's taxonomy places the organism in Eukaryota, Fungi, Ascomycota, Dothideomycetes, Mycosphaerellales, Mycosphaerellaceae.
AUGGAGCUGUAUCUCAUCAGACAUGGGGAGACGGUUGAUAAUGUAGCCGGCCUUUAUGCUGGCGUCCGAGAUUCCACCCUUACCAACCAUGGCGUUGAGCAAGCCCGUCGGUUGGGCGACCACUUUGGGAAGGGAGAAGCACGUGUAGCAUUCGAUCACAUCUUUGCCUCGCCACUAUCCCGAGCGUACAAGACUGCACAGGCACUUCAGACCGCACAACUAGCAUCGGGAAAGGAAACUCAAAGACGGCUUGGGGAUCAUACGGAGACGACGGAUACCGUUGAGAUUGUGCGUGUCUCAGAGCUGAUUGAACAAGAUUUCGGAUUCUACGAAGGGAAGAGCUUUCAGGCGCGUACUGACCCUACGAAGUCCGGCAAGGACGCACAUAGGGAGAAACACAAAGAUGAUCCAGGUUUCGUCGAUGUCGAAAGCAAAGAAUCGUUGAAUGGUCGAGCGGACGCUUUCCUGGACCAGCACCUUCUCCCACUGCUCGAUAUUGGAGAUGGCUCUCGUCGUGGUGCCAUUGCGGUCGUCUCACACGGGAUAUUGCUGUCACAUUUGUGGAGGAGGCUGCUUCUGCGUUUGCCACCGAAGAGCGUGACCGUCGCUCCUGAUAUCAUCGCUAGCAAGGGAAGUAUUGUUCUUCAACACCUUGGUGGGUGGAGUAACACUGGAUACUUACAACUCUUGUUGACUCCCAACGGAGAUGACAUGGUUGAGAACUCCAGGUCGUCUCCGGCGCCUAGCGCCUUGAGAGAUGCUAUUCCUGAGUAUCAAAAUGAAGCGGAAAUGGAGUCUUCCGCGGCGGUUGGCGCAUCUUCGAAAGAAAUUUCGUCGACGCCGCUAAUGCUCCAUGGCUGGUCAACACUCAUUGUCGCGAUUGACAGAAAGGAUCACCUCGUUGGCCUCAAACGUCAGAGAGGUGGCAUUGGUCGUUCUGCUCACGAUGAAGGCCAACAGAAGCUUACCGGCUUCUUCAAGCGGAAUCGAACAAGCUGA